AUGACUUCUUCGACGAUGAUAUCGACGAGGCUGCCUUCGAUGCUCUCGGACGACUGCUUCGACGACGACAUCGACGCCGCCGCAUUCGAUGCAGUUGUCAGUGCCGCCACAUCCGCCCCUCCACCGCCCACCCGGCCUACCGCCGGACCCAGCAGCUGCUUGACGCAGAAGAAGUACACGCAGACCACCAUCUUCGGCGCCAGCCAAGUGCCCGCCAAGCCCACCCGGGCCAGCAAACAAUCCACUAGCUCGCAGUACCAGCCGCCCGUGCCCAGAGCAACACAGCAGGAGCCCCAAGUCAAGAAGGUCAAGAAAUGGGACACCCUCAGCGCGAUCAAGGUGCUCCCCGACAUCCUCCAGGACGGCAAGCAGAAGCGCAAGAAGAAGUCCAGGUUCGCGCUCCUGGAAACCGCGCAGAAGCCCGUGCCCAUGAAGCUCGAAUCUGACCCCGAGGCCAUCAAGACCUGGAUCUACAGCAUCAACAAGCCCAAGCGCAAGUACCAGUACGAUAUCGUCGCCAGAGCACUCUACAAUAACUGCCUGACCAUUGGUACAACAACAGGUGAGAUUGAUAUGUUGCUUGGAGAUAUCGCGAGGAGUGACGAGUUGGAUGUUGAAAAACACCAGAUCGAAGCAUGCCACUCUAUCGCGGGGAUCCCGUCGGUUGACUGCGUGUCCCUCACGGGGACGACGUCGGCGGCCAAGAGGGCGAUAGCCUGGCGCGAGAAGCGGGUGAUCUUUGCGACGCCCCAGACGGUCGCCAACGAUCUGAGGCGCGGCAGCUUGCGCCCGGAGGAUAUCAUCUGCUUGGUCGUCGACGAGGCCCACCGUGCCACCGGCGCCUACGCGUAUUGUAUCGUGGUCAAGCUCUUGAUGAGAUUCAAUCCUCACUUCAGAGUCUUGGCAUUGACUGCCACGCCUGGAAGUGAUCCCGAGCGUGUACAGGCAAUUGGGCAUAUCGAGGUCCGAACCGAAGAGUCGAUGGACAUCGUGCCCUACACGAAAAACAAAGAAAUCGUCCUCGAGAAGAUUUCACUGACCCCAGAGCUCGCUUCGAUCCGCGACAAAUGGGGAACGCUGAUGCUGCCGCUGAUCAAGCAAUGCGGCUCGCUGUUCCACGGCUCCAAAGAGCCGGCCUACAUCCAUGCCUUCUCGAUCACCGCUGCGCAGAUGCAUAUCCCCAAGGAGAAGAGCUAUCUGCGCCCGAACCUCGCUGUGCUGUCCAAGAUGGCGACGGCGAUGGCCAAGUUGCUCGAAUACUCGAUUACACUGGCGUUCGAGAAGAUGCAGGAACUCAAGGAGGAAUCGGGUAGAUGCGCGGCCGGCGUGUGCAGUCAAAUGGGCUACAAGUCGCUGAUGAGCGAGAUCCGCGAGCUCACCCAAUCGGCGGGCUUCGUGCCGCAUCCCAAGAUGGAGAAGAUGAAGGCGCUGGUGCUCGAGUUCUUUGUCGAGGCUCAAGAGCAGGGCAAAUCGUCCCGCGUGAUGAUCUUUUGUCAUUUCCGGGACAUGGUCACCGACAUCGUCAACUACCUCAACCAGGAACGCCCGCUCAUCAAGGCGUCUGCGUUCGUCGGCCAGUCUAACGACGUCCGCGGGAACCGCGGCAUGAACCAGAAAACUCAGAACGAGACCAUCCAAAGGUUCAAGAAUAACGAGUUCAACGUCUUGGUGGCCACCUCGAUCGGCGAGGAAGGAUUGGAUAUCGGCGCUCUGGAUUUUAUCAUUUGUUAUGAGGCUCAGAAAAGCCCUCUCAGAAUGUUGCAACGUCUUGGACGGACUGGACGGAAUGAGGAUGGCAAGGUGAUCGUGCUGAUUGCUGAGGGGCGAGAGGACAAGAACUGGGAGAAGGCGCAGGACCAAUACCAACACGUGCAGAAUGCGCUGCUCUCGAAAAAGGUGCUGGAGCUCUACGAGGACUGCGAGCGGCUCGUCCCGGAGGAGGUCCGCCCGACGCCGGUGGACAAGGAGCUGGAUGUGCAGCCCUACAUAGCCGAGCAGGUCGAGCUGGCGGCCGCCCCUCCCUCCGGGCGCAAGAAGAAGGAAAAGGCUACGAAGCGCAAGCGGCCCGGUGUCGAGGACAUUCCCGCGGGCGGGGUGUAUGGCUUCGUGAGUGCGAAGGACUACGCGGUGGGCCCGAAGUCGAAGGCCGAAGGGCUACGCCAGCGGGCGGAGGCGGCCCUGUUGACGGACGCCCAGGCCGCCGAACUGGCGCGCCACUGGGCCCGAAACAUCUCCUCCGUGCCGGCGCCGAUCGACCCGACGGACGUGCGGAUCGAGUCUCUGGCGACCAAGAGCGAGCUCGGCUCGCGGCUCGACGCCGUCCCGCCCAGCAAGCGGAUGGCGCGGAACAUCCUGCCGUCGCAGACAUACGCGCGGCUGAUGGGCCGAUGCGCGGCGUUCGUGGACGACGAGGCGUGCUACGAGCAGUGGAGGGACCGCCAGGUGGCCGGGCUCGAGUCCUCUAAGCUUCUCUGGUGGCCCGUCGAGGCAAGGGGCACUGGGGCCCAGAAGCCGUUCCGGUUCUGCUCCGGCGGGCCGCGCUCUGUGGCCCGUCGCUGGACUCCGUGCGCAGAGGAAAGUUCGGUGCCGCCUGUUGUGCCCAGUUCCCCCCGACUCUUGUCGAGUCCUUCGGCGGGUGGGGUUGGUAUCCGCGGAUCGAGCCAAGUCCUCGCAGCCCCUUCUUCGAUGGACGACGAGCUCCCGGAGGUCGACGCGUUCAUUCCUUCGACGAGGACUUCUUCUAAGCCGGCAGCCCUGUUACCGCCGCCUCCGAUCGUCGCUCGCUCGCCCCCGGUGGUAUCUACGUCUUCUGCACAGCAGCAGCAGCGUCUCGCCGACUCGACCCGGGCAGACGGCCAGUCGAGUGGUUUCCGGCGGCUGGCGGGGUUCAAGAGCGCGGUGGCCGAGCCUGCGCCGUUCCAGGCGGACGUGCCGGUGCGACGACGGGAGGAGGCGCCGGUGACGCCCCGUGGCCCAUCGGGCGAGCCCGCGGCGGGGACGAAGCGGCUGCUGGGCCGGGCCCGGUUCGCGGACGCAGGCGACGAGCAGCAGUCGCCGCUGCUGGUCCGUGCGCGCGCCCAGAACAGGCCCCCGGCGGCGCCGCCGCUGAGCCCGAGCGAGUACUCGAACGGCGACGCGUUCGUCGCGCCCCUCCCCACCACCCAGAUGCCCCGCGCCAGACGCCGGCCGGCGCUCGCUGACGAGGCCGGGCUCGAGGCGCGCGCCAAGCGGACGAUUGCCGCCGACAGCGCCGACGACGAGUCGGACGACGAGCGCCGCAGACGACGCGGCGCGGCGGCCGGCAAGGCGCGGGCCCAGGACCCGCCCGGGCCUGCCAGGGGCCCCAAGAAGACGAGGGUCGCGGCGGCUGGGAAGGGCAAGCAGAAGGAGGCCGUGCGGGGCAACGAAUGGGCGCUGAAGACUGGGCUUUCGGAGGAGAUCGCGUCGGAGAACUCGGUCGACCGCGACUUCCUGGUCGAGGGCUCGUCGUCGUCGCGGCUCGAGGACGCCUGUUCGCCGGACAAGAGCAUGGCGAGCUUCUACCGGGCCAGCAUCCUGAUGAUGUCCCAGCCGCUCUCCGUCGUCAGGCGCAGGCUCGGCCGCCCCCGCUCUCCCCCUCCCCCCGCUCCGCCCGUCCAGCUGCAGUCUACCAGCCGGCUGCCGGACUCUUCUGAGCCCGCGAAGAGCGACGACCGGUUCAGCUUCGACUCGUUCUGUGUGCCCGAUGAGCAGACCAUCGAGUACGAUGAUAUCGCCAGACUCGUCCCCACCCUCAACCAGCUCCCAACAGCCACCCUCUUCGCACCCACCAACCAGGCCAUCGCCAACGCCCCCGCACUCAGCAGCCUGCUCGCCGCACAGGACAACGUCCACCUCGCACUCCGACAGACGCUGCUCUACCAUCUCCUCAACGCAUCCCUGCCCGAGCCCAAAACAAGCCAGCAGCCGCCCGAGCUGCUCGACACCCUGCUCUUCCCCCAGUCGCCCGACGGCCAGCACAAGCUCCUGCUCGGCCACCAGCCCCAGAAACUGCGAAUCGCCCUCCGCGACCAGGCGGUCCUCAGUCCCCCGCCCUCGCUCCAGGAGCUGCUCCGGGCGACCCCCGAUCUGAGCUCCUAUCUCGCCAUCCUGCCCGAUCGCCUGCUCGCCCAGCUCAGCCUCCUGCCCCAUCUCACCCUCUUCGCCCCCGUCAACGCCGCCUGGGACGCCCUCAGCCCCGUCGAGCGCGCCUAUCUCCGCUCCUCCUUCAGCGCCGACGACGCCGCCAAACUCUUCCGCCAGGCCGCCGCCGACAACGUCCUCCGCCCCGAGGGCGUCGGCUACGCUCACCGCCUCCGCCAUGCUUCCUCCCUCCUCACCCUCGACGGGAAAGCCCUCGCCAUCGGCCGCUCGCCCGACUCCGAUCGUCUCUCGAUCAACGGCUCAGAGGUCGUCGAACAGGACAUCCUGGCCAGCAACGGCGUCCUGCACAUCGUCCCCAACUUGCUCAUUUCCAGCGGCGACAACCCGCUCCAACUGACCGCCGAAAAAUACCUCCUGGCGCUCAACUGCACCAAGUUUGUUAGUCUGUUCCGCCAGGCCAACCUGAGCAGCACAUACCUCACCAACCGGGCCCCGAGCAACUACACCAUCCUGGCCGUCCGCGACGACGCCCUCGCCUCCGCCUCCGCCUCGUUCGGCCGGCUGGACACGAACGACACCGAGAGUCUCCGCAAGUCGCUCCGCUACCACGUCCUCGAAGGCACCUAUCUGCCCGCCGAUCUGCGCGACGGGAUGAUGCUCCCCACCGAGCUCGCCUUCGCCGCCCCGGCCUCGCACGCCAAGCAGCGCAUGCCCGUCUCUGUCUCCCACGACGAGCCGAGCAGCGACCAGAAGAAGAACAAGACGACGGCGAUCGUCGGCUUCGGCGGCGCCAAUGUCCUCGGCGGGGACCCGGUCCAGGUCGGCAACACGGCCAUCUACAUCCUCUCCCAGAUCGUCGCCCCUCCGGCCGACCUGCUCCAAGUCGCCCUCUCCGACAUCCGCGUCUCCACGGGUGUCGCCUCGAUCUUCUCGGCCAAGCUCGAGGACGCGCUGCGCGGGACGGCCGAGCUGACCUACAUGAUGCCGACCAACCGGGCCUUCGGCCGGCUGGGGCUCGUGAUGGACUAUCUGCUGCUGGAGCGCUCCAAGGCCGAGCUUGGCCGGGUGCUGCGCUACCACGGCGUGGCCGAGCCGGUCUAUCUGGCCGAGCUGGCCCUGGGCGCCAGCCGCCGCUACCCGACCCUCGAGCCCGCCGGCGCGGAGCUCUUCCUGAGCAAGCCCGACGCCCGCAACGUCUCCCUCCACGGGCCCACCCUCGCCGGGAUCCCACUCAACGGCGACCUCCGCGACGCUCGCGUCCUCAGCCCCGCCGACUCCCUCACCGCUAACGGGAACCUCCUCCUCGUCGACCAGGUCCUCCUCCCCCCCUCGGUGCCCAUCGACCUGCGCAAGCUGCUCCUGGGCGCCAAAGCCGCGACCAUGCUCGAGCUCCUCCAGAAGACCAACUUCGACUGGAUCCUCAACACCACCCAUCAUGGUACCAAGGGCAGGAGGGCGUUCACCGUCCUGUGUCCCUCCGACGCCGCGUUCACCAAGAUCAACCUCACCUACUUCCUCGAACACCCUCAAAGACUCACCGCCCUCGUCCAACAACACCUCAUCCCCGUCCCCCGUCCGGGCCCGCCGGCCCCCGCGCCCGUCGACCAAGGCCCUGCGCCGCUCAUCCUCGCCGACGGCGCCGUGUACCCCACCCUGCUGAGUCGCGAGGAAGGCGGGCCGAGCCCGUUCGGCGCCGUCUUCUUCCGCGCCGCCCCGCUCUCCUCGGACGCCUAUGGAGACGAUGGGGACGGGGGGAAGGAGCGGACGGGCGGCGGCCGCUGGGUGGUCGGGAUCAGGGGCGCCCGCGCCUCCGACGGCUCCUCCCACGCCUCCGCCGUCCUCCGCUCCGGCAGGACUUCCCCCGCGAUCGUCGAGGAACGGGGCGAGCCCUGGAGCAGCGUCGGCGGCGUCCUCGUCCUCGACCACGUCCUCGUCCCGUACCUGCCCUCCCUCUGGACCCGCAUCGCCCGCGUGCUCGUCCUCGCCGUCGCCGCCGGUGCGCUUCUUGCGGCGGCGGCCGCCGGCGGAAUCUGGAUCUGGAAAGCGUACGGCAGACAAUGGUGGCGCGGCGUCCCGGGCGCGCGCGCCGACGGCCGGGCUCGCCCGGACCUGGGGUACAGGGUCGUCGAGCCCGUCGAGGAAUAA
Messenger RNA from Puccinia triticina, 6267 nucleotides. RefSeq lists its product as uncharacterized. Bases 1 to 6267 code for a protein of 2088 amino acids. The record is from RefSeq and is a predicted model, not a curated record. The transcript is spliced from 11 exons. Gene Ontology annotation, molecular function: ATP binding; four-way junction DNA binding; 3'-5' DNA helicase activity. Gene Ontology annotation, biological process: interstrand cross-link repair; replication fork reversal; double-strand break repair via synthesis-dependent strand annealing. NCBI's taxonomy places the organism in Eukaryota, Fungi, Basidiomycota, Pucciniomycetes, Pucciniales, Pucciniaceae.